AUGAAUAGAUUCAAAAGCAGCCCACCUGAGGCACAGGUCGUAUCAUCAGAGAAAGAUAUUGGGCAUACCAAUCAUCUCGAGCAAGUCUCCAGUAAUGAGGAGCGUAAAGAUGGUGACCUGGAGCAAGGCGCUGGGCAGCGAGACUGGACACCGGAGGAGGAACGCAAGAUAGUAUGGAAAGUCGACUUCCGCGUCUUCCCCAUGCUCUGCAUCGUCUUCGGCCUUUCGCUCCUCGACCGCUCCAACAUCUCCGCCGCCUUCAUAGCUGGCAUGAGCACGGAUCUCGAACUCACUGGCACCCGUUACAACAUUGCCCUUUUGGUCUUCUUCAUUGGGUACGGCCUCUUCGAGCUCCCAUCCAACUACAUCAUUCGCCGUCUGGGUGCGCGCUGGUGGCUCAGCUUCCUGAUCACCACUUGGGGCGUAUGCGUGCUUGGAAUGGGCUUCAUCGACAACUGGAAGCUGUUGUCAGUACUACGUGCACUGCUGGGUGUCUUUGAGGCCGGCCUGUUUCCUGGAGCGGUCUUUAUCAUUGGAAGCUGGUACCGGCAGUAUGAGACCGCGAGGAGAAUCAGUAUCUUCUACAUGGCUGCGCUGCUUGCGUCUGGCUUUGGCCCGAUCUUUGCGUACGCUUUGUCGCUGAUCAGUGUGGGUAACGGCAAGUACCAGCAAGGCUGGCGAUGGAUCUUCAUCAUUGAAGGCAUCGCUACCAUCGUUGCUGGCUUGGUCUCCCCCUUCUUCCUCAUCGAGUUUCCAGAGAAAGUCCGCUUCCUCACCGACCGCCAAAAGUACAUCGCCCUCGAACGCCUUCGUCUCGAGAAAGAGAACCGCGAGAUCGUACACCCCAACAUGAAGCAGACCCUCGUCAUGCUCUGCGACUUCAAGCUUCUGCUCUACUCCAUCAACUACUUCAUCGCCGCCUCCAGCGUCUACAGCCUCGCCUUCUUCGCCCCCGUCAUCCUCCGCCAAGGCCUCCAAUUCUCCUACACCAAAGCCCAACUCCUCUCCUCGCCCCCCUACAUCUUCACCAUCUUCGCCUCCAUCGCCGCCGCCUACGUCUCCGACAAAAUCCGCCUCCGCUGGCCCAUCCUAAACUUCCAAGCCCUCAUCGCCAUCAUCGGCCUCCUGGUCGUCCUCUACGCCAAACCUCCCGGCGUCCGCUACUUCGGUCUCUUCCUAGCUACCUACGGCACCCAGGGUAACGUCCCCGCGACGAUAUCGUAUGGCCAGAAUCAGACUGCGAGGUUGGAGAAGAAGGGGAUUGUGGCGGCGGCGAUGAUUUCGGCGGGGGCGAUUGGGGGCAUUUGUGGGAGUUCGAUUUUUCGGAGCCAGGAUGCGCCGCAGUAUUUGGCGGGGAUGUGGGCGACGAUUGGGAUGCAGUUCUUGUAUAUUGUGAAUACGAGCUGUUUGAGUUGGUAUUUUAAGAGGCAGAAUGCGAGGGCGGACAAAGGGGAGGUGGCGGUUUUGGAGGGGGUCGAGGGGUUUAGGUAUGCGCCGUAG
Molecule: messenger RNA, 1500 nt
Organism: Fulvia fulva
Lineage: Eukaryota; Fungi; Ascomycota; Dothideomycetes; Mycosphaerellales; Mycosphaerellaceae
Product: MFS transporter prlL
Exons: 4
Coding region: 1-1500 (499 amino acids)
Biological process (GO): transmembrane transport
Cellular component (GO): membrane
Molecular function (GO): transmembrane transporter activity
Source: RefSeq, a predicted model, not a curated record